Molecule: messenger RNA, 2820 nt
Organism: Stegastes partitus (bicolor damselfish)
Lineage: Eukaryota; Metazoa; Chordata; Actinopteri; Pomacentridae
Gene: afap1
Product: actin filament associated protein 1
Exons: 17
Coding region: 246-2468 (740 amino acids)
Cellular component (GO): cytosol
Molecular function (GO): SH2 domain binding; SH3 domain binding
Source: RefSeq, a predicted model, not a curated record
GAGGGGAGGAGAGAAGGAGGACCCAAAGAAAGAAGUUUGAAAGGAAUAGAGAGACGUUUGAGUGACCGGCUCGGCAGAAAAGAAAAGAGCGGAGGUAGAAAGCAGGAGGAAGAAGGAGAAGACCGUGUGUGUGCGCGACUGCGAGCUUUUGGAUUUUUUUUAAAAACCCGCUGUCGGGGAGCCGCUGGGCACGCGCCUUGCUCCUGUGUGCGUCGUCGGUCGGAUUAGAUGAGUUUGACUUCACGAUGAGGAGCGACCCUGUUCUGUUCGCUUCCAGCAGGGCGAUGGAGGAGCUGGUGUGUGAGCUUCGUCUGUUCCUGGACCUGCUGGACAGGGAGUAUCUGAGUGCCGGGGUCCGAGAGAAGAAGACACACCUCUCCAACAUCCUGCACAGAGUCCUGUCAGACAAAGAGCCUUCGUUCAAGUCAGAGAUCCAUAGUGGUCUUCCAGCCCCACCUCAGAUGCCCCUACCGGAGAUCCCCCAUCCCUGGCUGCCUCCAAACAAUGGCCCUCCUCCGCUGCCCAGCACCUCUCUGCCAGAAGGUUACUAUGAGGAAGCAGUUCCCUUAAGUCCUGGGAAGGCUCCUGAAUACAUCACCUCCAACUACGACUCGGAUGCCAUGAGCAGCUCCUACGAGUCGUACGACGAGGAAGAGGAAGACGGGAAGGGUCAGAAGAUGCGCCACCAGUGGCCGUCUGAGGAAGCGUCCAUGGAUCUGGUGAAGGAUGCCCGGAUUUGUGCAUUCCUGCUGCGCAAGAAACGAUUUGGCCAGUGGACCAAACUCCUCUGUGUCAUCAAGGACAACAAACUGCUGUGUUACAAAUCCUCCAAAGACCACACCCCUCAGAUGGAGCUUACCCUAUCAGGGUGCAGCAUUACUCACGUCCCCAAAGACGGCAAGAAGAAGAAGCAUGAGCUGAAGAUCGUCCACCAGGGGGCGGAUGCCUUGGUGCUGGCUGUACAGAGCAAAGAACAGGCCGAGGAGUGGCUCAAGGUGAUGAGAGAGGUGUGCAUUAAUGGAAGUGUAGACUUGGAUGGAGGUGGAUCUGGAUCACCAGUGCACAAGCCUGAACUGGAAAAGAAGGCAUCGAGUGACAGGCCGAGCUCAGAUGGUGAAGCGACCCAUGAGAAUGGACACAGCGACUGCAAGGACCAAGGAAAAGGAAAGAAAAACUCAAAGUCAGAGCAGAAGACUGGAACCGUGGGGAAGGGAGCAGGCAAAAAGAUCACUAAGAUCAUCGGGCUGGGGAAGAAGAAGCCAUCCAUGGACGAACAGACUUCAUCCGCAGAAGAAGAUGUACCCACAUGUGGAUACCUGAAUGUGCUCUCCAACAACCGUUGGCGGGAGCGCUGGUGCCGCCUGAAAGAUAACAAGCUGCUCCUCCACAAGGACCGGGAUGACUUGAAGAGCCACAUCGCCUCUCUGCCCCUCCGAGGCUGCGAGGUCAACCCCGGCCUUGACCACAAGCACCCCUUUGCCUUCCGUCUACUUCGUAACGGCCAAGAAGUAGCCGUACUGGAGGCCUCCUCCUCUGAGGAGUUGGGUCGCUGGUUGGGGGUUUUACUGGCAGAGACUGGCUCUACCACCGACCCAGCCACCUUGCACUACGACUACAUCGAUGUCGAGACCACGGCCAACGUCAUCCAGCUGGCCAAGCAGUCCUUCUGUUUCACCAGUAAGCGCGCUGUCUCUCCUAACCCGUACCUGGACAACCCAGUCAAUGGCUACGCCUGCCCCACUGGUAUGGCGCUGCACUAUGACGAUGUUCCGAUAAACGGAAUGCUAAAGGGAAAGAAGGGAGCAACAACCAAUGGGGUGUCAUCAAAACAAAAGGCAGAGCCAAAGAAUCAGUCCAAGAAGAACGGAUUCAAUGGGACAAAUGGGACAGCAUCUCUAAAGCGCAACAACUCCACAGAUGCGGAGCAGUGUAAGUACGGGAAGAACCGAGUGGAGGCGGAUGCCAAGCGACUGCAGACCAAGGAGGACGAGCUGAUGAAGAAGAAGCAGGAGAUCAGGAACCAUCUGACCCAGCUCAAGAAGGAGAGGAGAGACUUGCGCACUGCUGUGGAGGCUGCCGCUGGCAAACGUUCGCAAGCCUCUCUGUCAGAGCGACUGAAGAAGGUGGAGGAUGAUUGUAGGCAAAAGGAGGAAGAGAGGGUGAAUCUGGAGCUGGAGCUAACAGAGGUGAAGGAGAGCCUGAAGAAAGCACUGAGUGGAGGCGUCUCCCUGGGCCUCACCAUCGAACCGAAAGCCGGCUCCUUGGGCCUCCAGUCACCAGCGAUGAUGCGACGGACGCAGGAGUCUUCUCCCUUCUCCAGCUGUGACACCAGUGACACGGAGUCCUGCUCCCUGCCAGUCAACAGCGCUUCACUGCUCCGCCGGCAGCAGGGCAGCCAGAAGCCCUCACCGGUCCGGGGACACGUCCUCAGGAAGGCUAAGGAAUGGGAGCAGAAGAGUGGCACAUAAACUGCGCGAGGCCUCGCACCAGUCUUCCUUUGAUUUCUUUUUUCUGUUGAAGAAAUUGUGUAUAUAUUUAUUUAAAACUGUUCCAACAGUCAGAGAGCAUGCUGAGGAGGACACAAGCAUAGCAUUCAUAAACCAAAACAAGUGGCUGGUUUUAGUAUACUCCUAAUACCACAACAUACAUAGCAACCUUUUUAAACGUUUAUACUAUUGAGCAUGCUUAGUGUACUAAGUUGUGCAAAGUGUGUUGUCCGCUGUAAUUUCUUUACAAACAACUUAACAGUCUUUUUUUUUUUCCCUCCCGAAGUCUGUUGCAGCAGUUUGAGUUUUUAAAAAAAGGUCAAAGGUCAAAACC